UAAGUCUUAACCUAACAUUAGGCUUCUAGCUUAAACUGUAGAGCAAAACAAAUAGAUUUGUGACACCGUUAAAUAUAAAUGUAGUAAAGUUCGUAUAGUAAUAGAAAGUUCAAAGUGUUGAAGAAAUUUCUGCAUUUUAAUAAGUGACAAGUGAGUGAGAUUGUGAUAAUAUAUUGGAACGACUGAAAUUAGUCUUCAACAUGGAGCGAGUUAAGCCUAUUAUAAGACCAGAUUCUCCUUCUUCUGAAGAAGAUUAUGAAUUUCAUCAGAAUUAUUCAGAGGAAUACGUAAAAGAAGAGAUGAAAAUUUAUGCUAAUUGCUUCAUGCCCAAUGCAGACGAUGAUACACCAGAGUCAGGACUUACAAUUGAUGAUAUAGUAGAUGAAUUAGCUACAGAUGAUAUUCGAUCAGAAGUAUAUCGUUUAGCAAAGAUCCCUGAGGUAUACAGGAAAUAUAAUUUUGAUGUGCCUGUGAGCAAAAGGCCACUUACUAUAAAUGCCUACAAAAAUAAGAUAAUCAAUGUGAUAAAGACAAAUGCUGUUGUUAUAAUUGACGGUCCAACAGGAUGUGGUAAAACAACACAAGUACCGCAGUACAUAUUAGAUGACUGUAGAUUAUCUGACAAAGAAUGUAAUAUUGUUGUAACACAACCUAGAAAAAUAGCUACCAUAAAUGUUGCAAAACGUGUAUGUUCAGAAAGAGGAUGGACUUUAGGGACUGUUUGUGGUUAUCAAAUUGGACUACAAAAAGAACUUGGUCCGGAUGUGAUAUUAUCAUACAUGACAACAGGAGUUUUACUUCAAAAAUUAAUUGGAAGCAAGUCCUUGAACCAAUAUUCACACAUUAUCAUUGAUGAAGUUCAUGAAAGAAAUCAAGAUUUGGACUUUUUGCUUUUAGUUGUAAGAAAACUGUUAUUCACCAAAUCUUUCCAUACAAAGGUCAUACUCAUGUCUGCCACCAUUGAUGCUGAAGAAUUUGCUUACUAUUUCAGAAGUCAAUAUAGAGGUUCAGACAUACCAGCCCCCAUCAUACAUAUAAGGGAAAGGAGCACUUACAGUUUAACCACUUAUUAUUUGGAUCAUUUGCCAGAAGUACAUUCGCCUCCUAUUUUCGACGAAUGCAAACCAGAACUCAGUCCCGACAUUUUGGAAAUAUUCAUGUUUUUGAUGACUGCUUUGGAUAAGCUGGAUGAACAGAAGAAACUCGAAACUAAGGAAGAAGAAUUUGGUAGUGUUCUAGUAUUUCUUCCUGGAAUACGAGAAAUCGAAGAUGUGGAAAAACUGUUGGAGGAUACGCAGAACAAGGCCAAUUUGGAUAGAAAUACUUUAGAUCUCAAGUGGGAUAUAAUACCUUUACAUUCUUCUCUUCCUAACGAUGACCAAGCCAGAGUCUUUGCACCAAUGAAACCACCAUUAAGGAAAAUUAUUCUCUCAACAAAUAUUGCUGAAAGUUCAAUUACUGUCCCAGAUGUGACUUAUGUUGUUGACUUUUGUUUGACGAAAACAAUGGUUGUUGAUAAAAUCACAAAAUUCUCAAGUUUACAUUUGGAAUGGGCAUCACAUGUCAAUUGUGAUCAGCGAGCCGGUAGGGCUGGGCGUGUUAAAAGUGGUCGAGUAUACAGAUUAGUUCCUAAGGAAUUCUAUGAUACUCAUCUUCAAGAGAAAAGCGUACCAGAAAUGUUGAGAGCCCCAUUGGAAACAACAGUAUUACAAACAAAAAUGCUAGAAUUAAGUGAAGAGCCCAAAGCUGUUCUUGCUCUAGCCUUAAGUCCUCCAAAUUUGAGUAAUAUUGAAAAUACAGUAUGGCAUUUAAAAGAGAUUGGUGCUCUACUUAAAACUUGCAGAGGAAGAAUAAAUAUUUCUGAUGGUGAUAUUACAUUUUUGGGAAUUGUCAUGGCAUCUUUACCUUUGGAUGUGUGUCUUUCCAAAAUGAUCGUUUUAGGUCAUAUGUUUAGUGUUCUGCAUGAUGCUAUCAUAAUAGCCGCAGGAUGUUCUAUACCAAACAUUUUUGCAACACCUUUUCAUGAAAGAUUUCAAGCUUAUGAUAAGAAAUUACUUUGGUCUGAUGGUUCUUGUAGCGAUCUGAUGGCGAUGUUGAAUUUAUACAAGGUAUGGCAGGCAUAUAAAAGGGAUGGUGCUUUUAGACGAACUAAUGAGGAAUAUUCCUGGUGCAAAAAAAAUUUUCUCAGUCUCAAAAGCUUAAGAGAAUGGCAUUUGUUAGUAGCUGAAAUCCAAGCAAGAUUGAAGAAAUUAAGAAUUGAGGAAACAGGAGGUCCUUCUAGAGUGAAUUUAUCACUUCAUGAAAGGGUGACAGUGUUAAAGGUAGUGAUCUGUGGGGCAUUUUACCCAAAUUAUUUCAUUAAGUCAGGAGAUUCUGGCCAAUUCGAUGAAAGAGAAGCAGUUAAAACAGUAGGUGGAAGGGAUCCAUACAAAACUGUAUAUCUGUCUGGUAUUGAACCUGGACAGCCUGGAGCACUCUAUUCCAAAGAAAUUAAAAAAAUACUUGGUCUCGAGGAAAACUCUAAAGUGGAAUUUGAUGGAAGCAGCAAAAUCUAUGUAGAAUUCAAAAAUUAUAAGGAGCCAGAAACUGUAACUGUUGAUGGUAAACAGUAUGUGACAACUAUUCCAGGAAAAAUCGCUAUGCCUGUAUAUCGUGCCGUGAAAAAAAGGCAAUUAAAGAUUCCUAUGAAUUUGAAAGUUCUUCCUACUCAUAUAGCUAAUCAAUAUAUAGCUUCUCUUCAAAAAGAACAAAGGAAAGUGAUUUCUUCUUGCAGUCAAAAUGAACUCAAAGAACAGGAAGUAAAAAAAGAUAUAAAUUGUUUCACCAAACAAGAAUUUGAUCCGCUGCCUUCAAGUGAUACAGAGUAUAUCACAGUGUGUAUAUCUUAUAGAAUUAAUGCCAGUCACUUCUUCUGUCAAAAUAUUCGUGAUAAUAGUCAACAAAUUUUAACUAAUAUUAAUAGAAUUUUGAAUAAAAGACCUUUGAAAUCUGUGAAUGGUGAGAAAAUAAAUUUGGUUGAUUAUUAUGCGGCUCUUUUUACUGGAGAUAAUCAAUACUACAGAAUUAAAAUCUAUCACAGGACAUCUAAAUCUCAGGCGCAUAUUUGCUUCAUUGAUUAUGGAAAUACUGCAAACAUAAAUAUAGAAAAAUUGUAUGAAUUGCCGAAUGAUCCGAUCAUGAAAACUGCACCUUUAGCUUUUGAAUGUGUACUAAUCGAAGUUCAACCUGCAUGGGAUAUAAAUCGUAGAGGAAUCUGGAGUGAACACGUAAAUGAAUUAUUUGAUGAAAAAACACAUAAUGCUAUUUUGCAUGGAAAGGUGUAUUCUGUUUGUGAUGAUGUUGUCCACCUAGAAUUAUUCAGAAGUUCAGUUGAUGGUGGAAAAGAAGAAUCAAUCAAUCAGUGGCUUAUCGACAAUAACUAUGCUAGACAAGUUGAGGAAAGUUUUCUUUCUAAGCAAAAUCAUGAAUUAAGGAAAAAAGUAUUACAGUCUGAAAACCCAUACAAAGAAGCACUGAUAUCUAAGAAAGAAAUGUUGAAGAAGAGAGAGGUUAUAGAAAUUGAACCUGACAUGAAGGGAGUGGAGCAACAUCUGAAGGAAAUUUCAUUGAGUGGACCUUAUAGUCCUUUAGAAAUGAAAAUCGAAAGUACUGUAACUCGUGGUAAUAGUAAACUUAUCACUAUAGAUGCUGGCUCUGUCAAUUCUGUUCUUCUAGAUAGUGAUCCUACAGAUUCACAUACAAGAUUAAUUGUAGCAAGUUAUGUGAAGCAGUCUCCAUCGGGUAAUAAUCUUAGCUUGCGUCAAACUACCAUUAUGCCAAAUAUUCCUGGUUUUCCAUUCUUGAUGGCCAUGUUAUUUUGUCCACAAAUGGAACCAAAGUUAAAUGAAGAUUCUUCUGUUGUGACGUCUUUGCUUUGUGGCCUUGGAAUGCAUGAAAAUUCAGGUAAAUCGUGUUUUGCGCCUCACGAUAUGGUCCUUGUUCUCGAUACAGAAAUCACUGAGGAAGUUGUAAAUUUGGUGAACGAGAUUCGUUAUUCAAUGAAUACUGUGCUCGAUAUAAUGAAAGAUAAAUAUGAACUAGAUGAUUAUAUGGACCACAUCGAACAAUUUCAGAGAUCUAUCAAAACAAAAAUUUUUCAGCUUUUGAAGAACAAAAUGAAAAGAAUCACCCCACAUUUCAACCAAAAUCAUUAUACUUGGAAAGGUCAUCCCCUUCAUUUGGAAAUAUUGAAUCCGCCGGCAACAGAAGAACUUUUGUGGCCUCUACACUGGUUUGUUAAAGUGAGAAAAGUUGACCAAAGAGCUCAAACAAUAUGUGCAAAUGUAGAAAGGAUGGAUAUGAUAGCUAAAAAGGUGAUACCAUUCGAGGAUAUAAAGUGUGAAUUAUGUGACGAAGAUUUUAACUGUCUAAUGAGAUUAAGGAUGCAUUUAAUAUCUCCUCCACAUAAAAUCAAACAUGCAGAAGUUAAAAGUCAUAAUGUAGUCUGAUUUUUUUAUAUAUAAUUAUUAAUUUACUUCAAAUAUGUUUUUCAAAUGAACCAAUGGUUGAUAACGAAAUUUGAAAUUUUUCAUUUUAUUUUUUGGUUUUGAAAAUAUUUUAUUUUAUAUCCAACAUCAGAAAGUUUUUUUUUUUUUCAUUGUGAAUAUCCAUUUUUUUUUCACAGAGUUAAUAAAGUUUAUGAUUCAACCCUA
Messenger RNA from Harmonia axyridis, 4691 nucleotides. Its product is annotated as probable ATP-dependent RNA helicase spindle-E. Lineage: Eukaryota; Metazoa; Arthropoda; Insecta; Coleoptera; Coccinellidae. The transcript is spliced from 21 exons. The record is from RefSeq and is a predicted model, not a curated record. Gene Ontology annotation, cellular component: intracellular anatomical structure. Bases 201 to 4487 code for a protein of 1428 amino acids. Gene Ontology annotation, molecular function: RNA binding; ATP binding.